GCUUGUUAGGCUGCUGGAUUCCUGCAUUGCUUAGUCACUACGGUAUAAACGGGCAAUAUGACUGGUACAAGGCUCUGAGGCUUCCUAUUCAGGGUUUGAGGAUGGAGUCUGGUUGGUUGGCUCGAUGCACUGUGGCGAUCACUGAAAAAAGGGCCUGCUACGCCGCGUCUGCUGCGCCCUGUCAGCGAGGCCUCCGGGCUAUAUGCCGAUCCCAUCGGACUGGUCACCCGCUAUUGUAAUUAAUGCCGGGGAUCCGAUAUAUAAGGGGUAACGUUUCCCAGAUUCAUAUCAACCAUCACUCAAUAACCACUUGCAUCUUCAUCUUACGAGAGACGCUAUACAAACAAACCUUUUGCAUCCUCCUACAAACAAACUUAAUCUAAACAAACAAACAACCGCAACCAUGCAACUCAACAUCAACACUCUCACCACCCUCCUCCUCCUUUCCUCCUCCUCCGUCCUCGCCCAAGACUCCGUCGGCAACUCCAUCGACAACAUCGUCGACGGCGCCAAAGGCGCCGCCUCCACGGCCGUUGACGGCGGCCGCAACAUCGCCUCUGCGGCCGUAACCGGCGCCGAGGGCGCAGCCUCCGAUGUCACCUCCGAGGGAGGAAACAUUGCCUCCAAGGUCACCGGCGCCGCAGGCAGUGCUCUCAACAGUGCCAGCAACGCCAUUUCAUCUGUGACCAGCUCGGUGGAAUCUGAAGCUUCGUCUGCGACGGUGACUUCGACUAGUGGAUCGAGCUCGGCUAGCGGGUCUGCUAGUGAAUCGGGUUCGAGCGCGAGCUCGAGCUCGGCUACUCCUUCGUCGUCGUUUAUUACCACGACGAUGACCAACUCGGAGGGUCAGGCUACUGCGACGAGUACUUCGACUUCGGUUUCUGAUCCCUCGACUUCUGCUUCUGAGGGUGCUGCGCCGCAGAUGACUGCUGCUGGGUUCGGUGUGGGUCUUGCGGGUAUGUUGGGUGUUAUGGCUGCUCUGUAGAGGUAGCUAAGCACUAGGAUAUGAGAGAUUUGGCUUCCUUUGUUAUUUGAUGAUACCAUGUUUAUUUUGAACUCUGAUUUGAAUGGAGCGUUGUAUAAUUAUUUCCUGGAUUGUUCAUAAUAUACCAGCAGGGAAAAUCCGACUUCGUCCAUUUGUUUUUGUCUAUAUGCAAUGCAAUCAACUGAAAUUAUACACAUCAAAAGUAAAUUUUGUUCUUCAAAAAAAAAAAAAAAAAAAAAA
Aspergillus glaucus CBS 516.65 is the source of this 1225-nucleotide messenger RNA. Its product is annotated as putative GPI anchored protein. The record is from RefSeq and is a predicted model, not a curated record. The transcript has a single exon. The coding region runs from base 404 to 985 and encodes 193 amino acids. NCBI's taxonomy places the organism in Eukaryota, Fungi, Ascomycota, Eurotiomycetes, Eurotiales, Aspergillaceae.